ACUGGUUUGACACUGACAGCUCCUCUUUCUCAUUUCGGUCUCUAAUCGUUUGGCGUUUCUUUAAAUCUUCCUUCUGCCCCGAUUUUUUGCCCUCCCCCUGAGAGAGGAGUCCUCUUUGCCCGGAGGGACAGACGUUUGAGGAAAUUUGGACUGACUAAAGGUUUUUAUUGCUAUCAUAAUGAUGGCAAGAAGCUGUGAUACAUUUGUGGUCCUGCCACCACUCACAAAAGGCGGUGUGAUUUUUGGAAAAAACUCCGACAGGCCCAGCGACGAGGUGCAGGAGAUCGUUUAUAUCCCUGAGGCUCAGCACGAUUCAGGGAAGCUCAAAUGUACUUAUAUUGAGAUAGACCAAGUUGAGAGUACACUCAGCGUUAUACUGUGCAAACCGACUUGGAUGUGGGGCGCAGAGAUGGGGGCGAAUAGUUCCGGCGUCGUCAUCGGGAAUGAGGCCGUUUACACAAAAGUGCCUGAAAGCGGUGAAGCUCUCUUGGGCAUGGACCUGGUCCGACUCGGCCUAGAGAGGUCCAAGACGGCAGUCGAGGCCGUUGAUGUAAUAACUGGCCUUCUUGAAAAGUACGGACAAGGGGGAAACUGCUACGAGUCUGGUUCGACUCAGUAUCAGAAUUCUUUCCUGAUUGUCGAUCCUACUUCGGCGUGGGUGGUUGAAACCGCUGGGAAGCUUUGGGUUGCGCAAGAGGUCAAAGAUUCUAUGCGGAAUAUUUCCAAUAUGUUGACAAUUGGUACGAGGAUAGACAAAAUGGCUGAUGGUGUAAAAACCUACGCUGUGGACAACAAGCUCUGGGACGGUCAGGGCGAAUUAGAUUGGGCGAAGGCCUUCUCAGAUGGUGGUUGUGAUAGAUUUGAUAAAGGGCAUGAACUUUUAAAGUCCCUAACUGCUGAAAAUAAAUUCCAAGUCACUGAUAUGUUUAAGAUUUUGCGAGAUACAGAGAGUGGUAUUUGCAUGAGAUUGGGUUCAGGAUGUGUUACAACCUCGUCACAAGUCUCCCUUCUGUUUGGUGACAAGCCUUGUGCACACUGGUUCACGGGCACGCCCGAUCCGACUGUUUCAGUUUUCAAACCGUUCGUUUUCACACCGUCUGUCAAGAUCUCGCACCACACUGUCGCACCCGCAGGGGAGAAGGCGCAUAACCUACACAAGCUGCACGCCGUCGCCGUCGAAUCGAAACCAAACGUACUCGAACAGCUGCGUGAAAUGGAAGCCAACUGCACCGAGGAGACAAUCUCUUUCGUGAGUGGCUACGACACCUCUACGGACAUAACGGAACUCGACGAGCUGUUCAAGGACGUCGUUGAGACUGAAGUCAAAUUUUACAAAUAAGCCCAGGGGGGAUUUUUUUGAUUUGUUUUAUUUUUAAGAAAUGAAGAGAAAAAUAAGCGCUUUUGUUACUUCGCUGUUUCAGUUAUUCACCUGUGCUUUCUCUCAUUGUCAAGCUGUGAUUAUUGUUAUUUUUUUAUUUUUUUAAGUAAUCAAUUCCAUUCCUUUUCGCUAGUCACCAUCGCAUAUGCUGCUCUUUUAUGCAAAUAUUACACAAUUUCAUAAAUCUCUAUUAGUUUUACACGUUGCAAACAUUUUUUAUGUUUAUUUUUAUAAUUGUUAACGUUAAUAUUUGGAUAUGAAAUUAUAAUAUUAAAGGCUGACAUUGAUUAUAUCGAAGAUAAUCAAUAUUUCAUUUAUAGUUUCGAUCAUUCUUGCUUUUUCAGCUAUUCAGUAUGUUUUUGUGCAGUUGUUUUUCAAAAACAAAAUGACUAUUGUACACAAAUGCUUAAGUAAAAAGCUUUAAUUAUUUAACCGCCUAAAAAUAUAAUUAUAAGAGCUUUAAUUAUUUAUAAAUAACUCCUGGGUUUUAAGUGAUUUUCAAACUAAAUAUGAUACACUGAUACAAGGCAGCAUAUGCGUCAAAAUCUUCGUUCCUAUUCCAACUUUAAUGUUUGUUUAUAUAUUUAAAGAACCUUUUAAAUAUGAAAUCUCUCCAUCCCAACAUCAUUUCCUUGAUAUAUGUUAGAAUUUCAAUAUUUAUCACCCAAUACAUUCUAAGAUCACAUUCCCAAGAGAAAAAAUAAAGUAAGAAAUUCUUCCAAUAUUAGAUGUUCUAUAAAAUCUGAUAAAUGAUCGUACGAUUUUAAUGAACAAUACAUAUUCACAACAAAAUUGAUUUCAUUUUUUUUUUCUAUAAACUGAAGGGAUACAAAGUUGUCCAAUUUCAUAAAUUAAUGCUGUAACAAGCGGAAAUAAUUUAGUUUUUACUUUU
Messenger RNA from Cimex lectularius (bed bug), 2270 nucleotides. Its product is annotated as secernin-3. Bases 179 to 1339 code for a protein of 386 amino acids. The transcript has 6 exons. Gene Ontology annotation, biological process: proteolysis. The record is from RefSeq and is a predicted model, not a curated record. Lineage: Eukaryota; Metazoa; Arthropoda; Insecta; Hemiptera; Cimicidae. Gene Ontology annotation, molecular function: cysteine-type exopeptidase activity; dipeptidase activity.